Molecule: messenger RNA, 766 nt
Organism: Moneuplotes crassus
Lineage: Eukaryota; Ciliophora; Spirotrichea; Euplotida; Euplotidae
Source: the annotation of a GenBank genome assembly
AAUUUAUUCACAAUUGAAAAUGAUCUCUAAAGGACAAAGAAGAAAAUCUCGUCGCGGUAACUUGACCAACUACGAACCUCCAGCUGAUGUGGAUAGCGAUAGGCCGAUGACCACUGAGGUUUUAGUGCCGAAGGCAGAUAUUGACUUCUUAAAGCAGAGUUUUAAACAUUAUGAUAAGGAUAAAUAAGGGCUUUAUUAAGGAUUUUGAAUUACAGAUCUUCUUCCCUUCUAUUGGAAUCCACCUAGAAGAAGAAAAGGCUGAAGAGGUCUUAAAAAGGCUGGGCACUGGCGAUAGCAAGAAGAUCGAUGAGAGAGCCUUGGUCAGAGCACUCCAUAUUCUCAAAGAAAUGGAGAUGGAAGAGCCGGAUGAACAACAAGAUGAAUACCUUGACGCCUUUGUGGCUCUUGGUGGUCUUCCAAAUAAGGAAGGUAGGAUAGAAGCUAAGUUGUUGAUCGAGAUUAUUAAGGACGAUUUCGAGCUUACUAUUAAUAUGAAUGAUUAUCUCAAUUCUGUAGAAUCGUCAGAUACAUUAGACUUCUAUCAGUUUUGUGUCCUACUAGAUGCCUCGACUAGUGGCAACCCUAGCAGGUUCUCAUCAAUGCUUGCUAACAGAGGAUUCUCCGUGCUGCAGGGAAGUCUGUUCGAGUUUGAGAGGGACAUGCCAUAGAUAUGUAACUGAAACUUCUAAAAAGCAAGUUUAUUUCUCCUACCUAUGUUAAGCUUAUCAAAUAAUCCUCCUAAUUAUAGACACUGGUUGAUUAUUCA